Oenanthe melanoleuca is the source of this 3797-nucleotide messenger RNA. RefSeq lists its product as uncharacterized. Gene Ontology annotation, biological process: protein polyubiquitination; protein monoubiquitination. The coding region runs from base 2211 to 3182 and encodes 323 amino acids. The transcript is spliced from 2 exons. NCBI's taxonomy places the organism in Eukaryota, Metazoa, Chordata, Aves, Passeriformes, Muscicapidae. The record is from RefSeq and is a predicted model, not a curated record. Gene Ontology annotation, molecular function: ubiquitin protein ligase activity.
AAGAAAGUCAUCAAGUUUAUUUCAAACCAGAUUAUGCCACACUCAGCCAUGUUGUGUGGACACACCACAGUAGCCUCCUCGCCCAGCAUGCCAGAGUGUGAAGAACAAUCCUUUUAUAUCCACAGCAUGACUUGGCCAACUUCGAAAUGCAACAAAUAAAAACUCCAACGUCCUUCUGUCAGUUUAACUGCUAAUUUGCAAUGGAUUUGGUUACACUUCCCAUUUAAGGCAAGUUCUCCCUGAGCACUGGCUAAGAAAUCUUGGGCAAGAGGAAGUAGCAACCACCAAAAAAUUAAAAAAACCAAGCAAAUUAAAAAAAAAAAGUCACACACAGCUUCAGAGAUGGAGUCAGGAGAUCUCCUCCUGGCCCCUAGCUCUGCACGGGAGGGUGGCAGCAGCCCUGCAAUCUCAGGCUGUCUCUGUUGUGGGCUGGGGUUCACCCAAGGCUAGAGAGAAGCAGUGGUGAGGGUAGCAGGACAACCUGGCAACAAGGAGCAACAUCAAGGCAGCUCCCUCCUUUCCCUGUCAUCUCUGCCUCUGAGAAUGACUCAGGGAUUGGUGAGGCACAAAGGAUGCCAUUCCCUACGAGAGCACAAAGGGAGGAGAGGCUCACCCUCUGCCAGGAUGAGGAGCAGCUCUCAAUAUAGACUCAGAUCACAAACUUCCUUAUCCUGGUGAUCUGCCAAGGUCACAAGAGAUGGCUGGUUACUACAGUUUUGCUCCCUGGGCCUUGGCUCUCUGGAGCCAGCUUGCCCCACCAACCUGUCUUAAAAUCCACAGGUCCCAGGGAAGAUAAAGGGAAGAGGAUAUAAAGUCUUAUGAGUUUUCUGCAAAGCAAUCUGCUAACUGAGCUUUAUGAAACACAUGGGAACAGACUUAUAACUUACCCAGGUCUUUAAAACUGGUGAAGUUGUGUGGCUUGCUAAAAGCAAUGUCAGGACUGUAACGAAUCAAGAUACAAGUACACUUGUAGUUUGGGAAGAGUACUCUCACUCAGUCCCCACUAGCUCACCCCUUUGUGUCUCUACUCACUCACAAAUGCACUUCUAAGGAGUCUUUCCCUCACCUCUCUUUGCUGCUGCUGCAAGACAGGGACCUGCAUCACUCAGCUCCUGGUCCCUGUGGCUACCACUGUGGGAUGUGCUGCCUGCACAUUAAAGCACUAAACUAGUUUCAUAUAUCUACUGCAGAGCUUUAUCAGUGCCAUUUAGGUAGCUAUCAGAUAUCAAAGAAUAACCAAAACUUAUUACUUAUCUUCCUCUGGGUACUGCUGUUAGUCACAUAGAAGUGUCCCUUUCAGCAUGGCCUAGGCUGGACACAAAUCUUCUCUUGGAUUCACUGAAAAGAACAGCUUUAGGCUAGGAAUAAACCACCAGGCAAAAUAAACUCAGGAAUGGCUUCACUGCACUGAUCCAAAAAACCAGCAACUCUUCCCAACCUUCUGCUCAUCCUUCCAGGCCCUGACUGCAGGCUCACGGGCUGAGGAAGGACACAAGGUACAACUGCAAGGCGGCAGCAGGUGAAAGAGCAGGAAGGCUUGCUUUAUCUGAACAAGCAAGCACAAAGAAGGGAACUGGAGAUCACUGGUCCUGUGAAAUCCAGCAGAGAUAUCACAGGGAAAAAGAACUGAAGCAUGUGAAGCAUCUAAGAGGAAGAGAUACAGACAAAAGCACCGGGCCGGGGGAUGGCCUGCAGCAACCGAGUUCCAAGGGUACCAUGAGGUGUUACCAAUGAAGCCUUUGGCCGUGCAUGCCCAGAGACAUCCAACACAGCCCUGGGCAGACAUGGCCGAGGCCUGGGGGGCUGCUGGGAAGCACUGGUGCCACAAGAGCACGAGACAGGGGAUGGGGUGGGCAGGGACAGCCCUCGACACGUGUGCUGGGCCCACAGAGCUGCCAGGCAGCGCCAUGGCGGGGACAGCCCGGGGUACUGCCAGCCCCGAGCAACGGGCUCCGGCACUGCUAACAACCCAAGCCAUGGUUCCACGGUUACCAAGGAAGGAACCCAACCGCCUCCCAGCGAUGACUGUGGCGUCACCGGCCCUGACUCUCGUACCUGGACACAGAACCUGACUCGGCCAGCCUGCAGCAGACUCCAGCCGAGCAGGACGCGAGGUGCGGAGUGCCAGGCCUUGGAGCUGGCAGUGAGCUGAGAGUUGGUCACAGCACUCAGUUAUUCACUCCAGAGCCAUAGAAGGACGUUCCCCGGCCAUGCCAGGUUCAGGCAGCCGGGGCUUCAGGAAGAUGCGCUCACGGCAGCCAAGCAUGGCAGGCAUUGCUGCAGAAGCAGCAAGGGGGAGCGGCUCACCAUCCCAAGUUCCCCCCAGCCCAGCACAGCGCAGGGGCAGCACGGACACAGAGGUGGAGGAGCGCUGUCCCAUCUGUCUGGACAGCUGGAGGGAGCCCAGCUUUGUGAUGCCGUGCCUGCACUGCUUCUGCUAUGGCUGCAUCCACCGGUGGGCCAACAACAAAACCCAGUGCCCCCUGUGCAAGGGGAAGAUGACCUCCAUCCUGCACUCAGUGCGGGCAGAUGAUGAUUUUGAGGAGGAUGUCAUCAUUCCACCUGAGGCACCACCAGAAGUCCUCCCAGCAGGAAGUGCUCACAGAGACCCAGAUGCUCCCAACCUCGAUCGCCCUGGAGCACGUCAACAGUGGGCGACAGAGGGAGAUGACCAGCAUUUCUUCGGUGGCUUCCACCUCCCAAACUGGAUGAGCCGUUUCUCUGUCAACUCAGCAUUACAACAGACUCUGCACUCGUGGUUCUGUCAGAGCUUGGAGAUGCUGUUUGAAACAGUAACAUCCAGGAGGGUCCAGCACACACGUGUCCCUGAGCAGCAGCGUUGCAGGGAGGACCGCCACCGUCCACGCCAGCGGGACACCCGUGGUACCACAGGGCAGGAGAACAGCUCCUCAUCUCUUACUCCUGCUCCACCAAGAUCCAGCAUGGAUGAGAUGCCUAGCACCUCAUCUAGUGCCAUUGGUUGGCGUCCAAGUACACACCCCUCUGCUUCCACUACCACCCAUGUGGGGCAAAGACCCCAGGAGGAACAAGAGAGGCUGUACCCAGGCCCUCCUAAUUUUGUUAGGAGAGGUGAUCCUUCACCUAGGGGACCACAGCGACCACAAAAAAGGAGAGCCAGCAGCCCCAAAGACUCUCCAGCUCACAGGAGGCCACGUUACUGAUACUGGAGGGUGCUUCCAUAAAUCAGUUUCAGUUCCUACCAAUGAGCCGGUAUUGGAAUCACAGAACAUGCUGAUCCAUCACAAUCAUUGAGCUCAACUUCUGGUGCUGUGGAGGAGACCCGAAGAAUCCCACCAUGUGCCUGACAGCAUUGUUAAAAAAACACUUCUUGAACUCAGGCAGGCUCGAUGCUAAGACUUGUUCCAGUAAUCAACCACCCACUGCGUGAAAACCAUUUUUACUGAUAUCCAAUCUAAACCUCCCCAAGAGACUCACAUCAUUUCUUUGAGUCCUGCUACUGGUCACAAGAAUGAAGAGAUCAGUACCUGCCCCUUUGCUUCUCCCCAUAAGGAUGUUGAAGAUCACAAUGAAAUCUCGCCUCAGUCUCCUCAAGGCUGAAUAAUAGUUAUAUAUAGUUACAUAUAUAUACAGAUAGAUAGACUGAUAGUUAUAUAUACAGAUAGAUAGACUGAUAGAUAGUUAUAUAUACAGAUAGACUGAUAGUUAUAUAUACAGAUAGAUUGAUAGUUAUAUAUACAGAUAGAUAGAUUGAUAGAUAGCUAUAGUUACAUAGUUACAUAGUCACAGAGUUUUCAAAAUAAAUCAAUUUGUCUUCC